AAUCCCAUACAAUUUCUGCAUGAAAAUACUAAAAAUGCUUUAGGCAGUUUCAAAGUGGUGGUCCGAACUCAAGAAGCUAAAUGCAGCUUUUGAACAGACCCUGAAUACAUACUACGACCACUUGGGAAUCCGUUCUUUUGCUAAGAUAGCAUCGGAUUUGACAACGGAAGUUGGCUGCGCUUACGCCACAUGUGAUGGUGGAAAUACAAACGUUGUCUGUUAUUAUACAACCACAUUGGCAAAUGCAAAGAAACUUUACACAAUGGGACCAACAUGCAAACAAUGUGCCGGAGGUGUGGAUACCUGCAUGAAUGGAUUGUGUCCAGUCAAUGUGACAGUGACAGUGACAGCAUAA
Cylicostephanus goldi is the source of this 355-nucleotide messenger RNA. Lineage: Eukaryota; Metazoa; Nematoda; Chromadorea; Rhabditida; Strongylidae. The record is from the annotation of a GenBank genome assembly.